This is a messenger RNA of Lolium rigidum, 1942 nucleotides long. Its product is annotated as protein LONG AFTER FAR-RED 3-like. Gene Ontology annotation, molecular function: hydrolase activity, acting on carbon-nitrogen (but not peptide) bonds. The record is from RefSeq and is a predicted model, not a curated record. Lineage: Eukaryota; Viridiplantae; Streptophyta; Magnoliopsida; Poales; Poaceae. The coding region runs from base 1 to 1602 and encodes 533 amino acids. The transcript has 14 exons.
AUGAUACUGGCCAACGCCACCAUCUACACGGCUGACCCCGCGCGCCCUUUCGGCGCCGCCAUGGCCGUACGCGGCGGCCGCGUGCUCCACGUCGGCACCUACGACUCCGUUAAGGAAUUCAGGGGGAAGCACACGUAUGAGCUGAAUCUUAGCGGGAAUGUUGUUCUACCGGGAUUUAUCGACUCCCAUGUGCACCUAAUCGAUGGUGGCUUGCAGUUGGCGAGGGUGCCACUCCGAGGGGUUAGAAGCAAAGAUGUCUUCAUCAGCAGGGUGAAGGACGCCGUCAGAGAUAAGCAUCCUGGGCAGUGGGUGCGAGGAGGAGGUUGGAACAAUGAUUUUUGGGGUGGUGAUUUUCCCAUUGCUGCUUGGUUAGAUGAUAUAUCUCCUGAUAAUCCGGUGUGGCUCACACGCAUGGAUGGGCAUAUGGGAGUAGCUAAUUCGUUGGCUAUCAAGAUUGCUGGGAUUGACAACAACACAAAUGAUCCAGUUGGUGGAACUAUUGUAAGAACAACUGAAAGAGAGCCCAAUGGUCUUCUAGUUGAUGCUGCUAUGAAGCUUGUAUUGGAUGUGAUUCCAGAUGUCUCUUUAACUGAAAGAAGAGAGUCUCUCCUCAGAGCAAGUAGACACGCCCUAAUGAGGGGGGUGACUACUGUUGUUGAUGUUGGAAGUUACUUCCCUGGAAUGUCGGAAAAGCAACCUUGGCAAGAUUUUUCAGAUAUCUAUGAAUGGGCUCAAUCCAUGGGAAAGAUGAUGAUCAGAGUCUGCUUAUUUUUCCCAUUGCCCACAUGGUCUCGUGUUUCUGAUCUAAUCCAUAAAAAAGGCCGAUUGAUAAGCGAAUGGAUUCAUGUAGGUGGUGUUAAAGCUUUUCUUGAUGGUUCCCUGGGUUCCUCAAGCGCACUAUUCUAUGAGCCUUAUAAGGAUGACCCCGGCAGUUUUGGUCUCCAGUUGAUAGAUAUGGAUGUUCUGCUCAAUGCAACAUUGGAAUCAGACAAAUCAGGACUUCAGGUUGCCAUACAUGCAAUUGGCGAUAAAGCUAACGAUAUGCUGUUGGAUAUGCUUGAUGAGAUUGUUAAUUUGAAUGGAGUGAGGGACCGCAGGUUCCGGGUUGAGCAUGCUCAGCAUCUGGCCCCAAGUGCGGCAAAGCGCUUUGGAGAACAUAAUACUAUUGCAUCCGUGCAGCCAGAUCAUUUGUUGGAUGAUGCAGACUCUGCUGGAAAGAAGAUCGGGGUAGAACGAGCUGAGCGGAGUUCUUAUUUGUUUCGAUCACUGUCAGCUGGUGGUGCACAUCUGGCUUUUGGCUCCGACUGGCCUGUUUCAGAUAUCAAUCCAUUACAAGCCAUUAAAACUGCAAUGUUCCGUAAGCCACCUGGAUGGGAGGUACCUUGGAUCUCGACAGAAUGCUUGCCCCUAGAUGACUCCUUGAAAGCGCAUACCAUAUCUGCUGCCCACGCCUGCUUCCUCGACCCUGUUCUGGGCAGCCUCGCCGAAGGGAAACAUGCCGAUUUCGUGGUCCUGCCGUCCACCUCGUGGAAGGAGUUCGCCGACGAUAUACCGGGGCAUGUCCUGGCGACGUACGUGAACGGCAAGAAAGCAUAUCCGUGAUCCCGUUUGAGACGACAUACGGUGCCCGAUCCGGGUCAGGGCCAGGGCGCAGGGCAGAUUCAGAUAAUAUGUUGAAAAGGUCAAGGAAAUGCGCAUGCACAGAGACAUAUAGAAGUAGAAAAUUUAUUGUUCUGGAACACUGAUGGUGACAAAUCUAUCAGUGUCUAGUGAUGUCAUUUUCAUGCAAGGAAUCGAUUGAAUAGUAUUAGUUCUGCACGGUUAAUCGAACUUGUGGCUAGCAGACUGGUGCCACGGUCUGAUCCACGCUCGAUUUAUGUACCGUUGAACACUUUCUCCAGCUAAUUUCAGCCAGUCCACAGCACUUUUGGCCCGGUUUGAA